Messenger RNA from Cutaneotrichosporon oleaginosum, 1871 nucleotides. RefSeq lists its product as uncharacterized. Gene Ontology annotation, biological process: phospholipid homeostasis. The record is from RefSeq and is a predicted model, not a curated record. Gene Ontology annotation, molecular function: aminoacyltransferase activity. Lineage: Eukaryota; Fungi; Basidiomycota; Tremellomycetes; Trichosporonales; Trichosporonaceae.
GUCUUUCUGCCACCCCCCACUCCCGCCACUGCUGGCGCCUCCUCGUCUCUAUACUUAGCACGUCGUCUCAACUCUUGAUCUCGCCCCCGUCUCAUCCCCAGAGCUUUCAUAUUCAUCAUGGCAACGCUAACGAUCCCCAUCCCUCCCUCUCCUCAUCCAUUGUCGUGCAUGAUCGCCCCGUCACCGACACUCACUCCGACGUCCAUCGACGAGCCGUUCAGCAUGCUUUACAAGGCGACGAGCGGCGACUCGGCCGCCACGCUUGUGGAAUGCGUCGACUCUCCGCCGCUCAAGCGAGUCGCCUCCCAAGUCCCCAGCUUCGCGACAACGGCCACCACCUCAGCGUCCGUGACACUCGACGGCGACGCCCCGGCCAAAGCAGCGAAGGCAGACAAGGCGAGCGCGAAGGCUGCGAAGCGUAAGGCCCGCCGAGACCUCAACAAAGCCAGCCGCAAAGCUGAGGCAACGGCCGCCACGCCAAAACCCCAGCCGUGGGAGGUCGCACUGGGCAACAUCGGCUAUCCCGCAUCCGAGCCUUCCAAAUCCGCACCACAAAUAGCCCGACCAACCCGUUUCGAUCACGCACCAUUCGCGAUACCCUCCGAGAUCGUCCGCGGCCUGCUGGUGCCCAAGCGCACGUUCGAGCUGAGCUGUGCCCCCGCCGUGGCGGCCGUCGAGCGUCUCGUGGCGCAUUACGGCGCGUGGAGCAUUACCUUCGCAGACCCCUCAUAUCGCAUAUACCUCUCGCCCGCGCUCGACAUCGCAAUCAGCUUCAAGCUUGUGCGCUCCCUUCGCAUUGCCGUCGCCUUCGGCGACCCCGCCUGCCACCCUGCACGGCUGCCGAGCGCCAUCGCGGAGUUCCACGCAUUCUGCGCCAAGCGGAGAUGGGGAGUCGCGUUUGUUGCCGCGCGCGGUGCCACAGCCAAGGUCGCCCAGGUCCACCGAUGGGCGACCGUGCAGUUUGCUGUCGAGCAGAUCGUCGACGCCGAGCACAACCCCGUGCUGGACGGUCGGCGGGGGAAGCGGCAGACACUGGUGGUGAAGAAGCUCAUGCGCGACGCCCCGGUGCGCCUGUAUCGCCCCGCCGACGGGCGCGAUGCCGCGCUCGAAGUGCAGCUUCAGAAAGCGUAUGAGACGGUUUACGCUGCAAAGGAGGAGCGGGAUGGCGCUCCUUACAGCACCAAGUUGCACCUCUUCGCCCUCCCCCACCUCACCACGGUGCUGUACACGACCGACGCGAACAACGAGCCACAAGGGCUCGUGAGCCUUCUCCGCGUCGGCGAGGGCGGCUUCCUUCUAGAUCCCCUUGUGGCGACGCCGUCCGCGCCCCCGGGAACGACCGACUACCUCACCGUGCUGGCGAUGGGAUACGCGCGCCGCCGCGGAGCGUCCCUCUCGUUCGGCACCGAGCCGACAUCGCAUGUUGGUGAGGUCAGGGGGAUGCGGCAGUUUAUGGAGGCGGACACCAGGCUCGUGCAUGCCGCGACGUACACGGCCUUCGGGAUGGCAGGUAAGAAGAUGCUCCACGAUAAGUUCCAUCCAUCACGCGCGGAGCCGCUGCAUCUCGUCCUAUGCAGUGACGGGGUGUUGGGACAAAGCGCAGCGGCGGCGGCAGUGUGGAAGGCGACGCACCUCCACUGCCGCCCGGUGGUGCGGCCGGCGACGCAGCUCGUCCAGCAGCACCAGGCCGGCGAGCUGCUCGAGGCGAUGCUUGCCUGCCUUGCGGAACGAGGACAGCUGAGGCCCAGCCAGAAGCCGUACCCUUCCGGAAGCGAUGCGGCGGGCGAUGAGCCUCCCGAGAAGGAAUAGCGUGCGAGCGUAGAUCUUAGAGCCGGCGUUGUAUUAUCAGCCAUGUAUUAUAUUGCCCUUCG